Xyrichtys novacula (pearly razorfish) is the source of this 4018-nucleotide messenger RNA. The record is from the annotation of a GenBank genome assembly. Lineage: Eukaryota; Metazoa; Chordata; Actinopteri; Labriformes; Labridae.
AUGGAUGGCCCAGCAGGAAAUACCAAGAAAGAGAUGCCCAAAAGAGCGCGAAACCCACCGAAGAAGAUGUGUUUUUAUGAAACAGACCCCGGCUCACCCAAAGAUGACUCAGAUGGUAAUUGAGUUAUCAUUUCACUACAUGGCUUAGCUAAUUUUUGGCAUGAUUGUCAUUUCUAAUUUACUUUGGACACUAUAAAAACCAAAAUCUUUGACAGUCCCUGGUCUCUUAUCACUUGGAUUAUUAUUAUCAAUAUAUUGGCAAACUUCAGCUGCAAACAUUGAUUUACAGGAUUUUUUAAAAAGAAAUGUCAAGAAAAGUGAGAGUAACCCCCACUUGAAACUGUAUGCAUUUUAGUGACAGAAUUUUACAACUCUAUUGGUCAAAUUAUCACUACAUUUGGGGCUGGGAAAUUGAUUUAAAAAAAAAUUAUUUAAAUAAAAUAAAAUUCUCUCAUCAGAAAAAGUAGCAACUCUUUUCCAGGAUAGGCAUGAAAUUGCAAAUAGGUCUCUAAUUGUUGAUACCUACAGAAACUCUGUUGCCACUUUAUUGUAGAUUAUAGAAUUUAAUUCUUUAAAAUGUAUUGACAAUGUAGAGUAUAUGGAGGAUAAUGAUUCAUGACCAGUUAUGGUCACUAUUCAUAAAUUAUCGUAGUAUCAAGUUAUUGAUUAAUCAUAUAGGGUUAAACAAAACCUCGGGGCAUCACCUUCCUGAAGCUAUGUCCUUGGGAGGCGAAAGGAAUCUACUAGGAAGCUUAACAAUAAUUGUAUAAUUAAGCAAUAUCACACGAGAGGGAGUGCUGUUGUACUGUAUAUCAGCACUCAUGGAACAUCUCUUGUCCAAUCAAAUUGCUUGGUUGGGACCAGUCGGAACUAACUGUUGUAUAACCCAAAUUAAUCAAUAUCAUAAGAUAAUUAAGUCUCAUUAUUAAAAGCAGUCUCAUAAACUUUAGUAGUCUCAAUUCUCAAUGGUAGGAUCUAUAAGAGUCAGUCAAAGACAUGUAAAUUUAGAUUUUGGUACAAAGAAAGCUAGGUUAUUAAAAUAACACACACACACAACACAAUGUAAACAAAUAGUACGAUCUUAAGUUGUUACAGCCGAACCUGAGCAGCGGUGUCCUGACGUCGGUUCUUCGUCUAGCUUGAUGGUAGUUACUUCUUGCUGCACCGUGACUAAGGUUUUAGCAGCUGCUAUCUGGCUUUUAUCUACAAUUUAUGUUGGCAGACUUACAGGCGUGUCUGCCUGAGGAAAGGUGUUUCCGUUAUCACCCGCUGUCAUGUCGCGUAGCGAUUUAUUUGCACCACUAGAUGGCAGUACGAGACCACGAAUGAAUGAGAGGGUGAAGUUGCAUAUAUCACAGUGUCUGCAUGAAAGACAAUAAAGCUUACAGGACAAUUCCAGGCAAAAACAACCAUGGGCCAUAUUUUCCAAAUAUUUUACCUCUAGAAUAAUGAAUGUGCAGAUUUUUCUCUCAAUGUCUCCUGUUAUCUAGCAGAUCUCUCUGUCCCCACCUCCGAGCAGCAGCAGAAAAUGGAGGUAGUGCGUUCUACCGCUGUUUAAGCUAUUUGCAACUCACACACCACCCUUUUUAUUCCACAGACAACAGCAAAUAGUUAUACAAACAUGCAACCAGGUGUUUGUUUACCUGGAGGAGGCGUACAUCUUGGAGAAAUUAGUAAUAAUAAACGCAUGCAUAGACUUGCGGGAAUCUUGUUGAUCUCGUUGAUAAUAAAAUGCAUACAGUAAUCAUUAAAUAAUGAAAUAGAAUAAAAACAAAGUGAAAAGAUAGAAUACAGAGUGCAUGAUUCAAAUCAAAUACAUUGUUAUUGUAAAGUGUCGCAUGAGUGCAGAAGUGUGAAGCAAAUGCAAAAAGAAUGCUAGUUGAAGGCUAAUGUGAAGAGAUUAAUUUUUAUCACUGCUAAGUCUAAGAGGAUUAGAAUUGAGACCAAUAAGAUAUAGUAGCAUGUUUAAGUAAGAUUGAUUUUUAGCCUGUACUGGUUUACUCAAAAUCUCCUUUAUUUACUCUGUUCAUUUUCAGGACUUUUUGUACUUUUGACCUUUGAAGACGGAUACACGGCAAAGAUUUUUAAUGCCUGUGAUAUACUAAGCAAAGAUGAUAAACCCACAACCUGCCUUAGAGAUCUGAAGCCAGGGGAAGAAGUACUUGCAAGAUGGUCCGACAACAAGUUCUACACCGCCACAGUGGACUCCGUUGGAACAGUUAAAAAGACAGUGGAUGCCAAGAAGGCCACAAAGAAAGACAUGAAAAAAAAGAGAUGCAGCUGCUCAACGAUUUUACAACCUUCCAUCACUACCUCAAGCAGGUCAGUCCACCUCAGUACAGGAUCAUCCAAAUACUGUGGACCACAACGUCAUCCAGCCUCCAACUACCUGGCCAGUGUACCAACCUCCACCUACCGAGUCAUCUUUACCUAUCCAGCCACAGCACCAGCCUGUAACUGCCUGGCCACAGUACCAGGUUCCAGUUUACCAGUCAUCGCCACAUACGCAUCCACCUGUCCAGCCGCUCCACCAGUAUGCACUCACUCUGUCUCCAGUCACACAUUGUUCCAACCUUUCGCAGUAUCCAAAGCAUCACCAAUCUCACACGGCACUGCCCACAUCUUCAGACCUGUCAGAACAACCUGUUUUGGUGGAUUUGUAUCACCAAAGACAGCCACCAGCUCCAACUGUAACACCCAAAGAAAGCUUUCUCAAAAUGUUGUACAGUCCUGGUAAAAACCAAAAACCUGCUGUUCUUGGGGACCAGAGCCAGCCUAGUCAACUGAACAUGAGACUUCUUCAUGCUCGUCAUCUGCAGAUACUAUCAUCAUUGAGCGUGAUCCACUUCCAGAAUCUGCAGAGCCAAUUUUCAGUUUCCCUGAAUCAAGAGAAGACAGAUCAUGGAAGCCAUGCAGGGCAUGCGAGGCAGAGGUGGAAAAAUUAGUGGAGGAGAAAGCCAAACUGCAGGAUGUGCUGUGCAGUAUGAGUAAGUACAUUUUGUCUCUCUGUUGCAGUUAAUUGUUCCUUUAACACUAUUACUUUUUUCUCUCACAAUUUUCCUAAUGUACCAAAUUAAACUAAAACUUAAAAGCUUUUAACAAUUUGGUAAAAAAUCUUAGCCCAUCAUGAAAUCUCUUGAUUUUUUAAAAACUGGUCUCUUCCUUUUCUUUAGUUUAUUUUUGCUUUUGUGUCCCUGUAAGGUAAUUCAUAUUUUAUGUUACAGGUGGUGAGCACCUCGAGGCAUUAAAAAGCUUUCUGGACAAAGUGGAACAGAUCCAACCUCAGGCUGGUGUUGGGGCUCCAAAACACAGAUCUGGGAAGCAAGAGCUGUAUCCAGAAAGUGGCCUAUUCGUGUCUUCCACCUGCCUGGCUGCAAUACAUGCAGAAGCAAAGAAGGACUGCCUCAGAUUGUUCCAUCUUCUUUUUGAUGAGUUUUUUACUGCAGAGGAGUGCCGAAAUGCUGUGGCCUUUGGGAAGCACGGGAAGGUGCCAGAUGGGAAGACAGUCCUGGAUAAGUUCAAAGUCACUGGGAUUCUUAGUAAGUACAUUGCUCAAUGUUAACAAUUUAUGGAAAUAUGGAAAGGUUGUGGAAAUCCAUCAGUAAAAAUACAUAACAUAAAGAAGCACAAAUUAUUUUCAAAAAUGAAUUUGUUGUAAUUCUACUUUUUAUUUCUAGUUUGGUUUCCCCUCUUUUUUCUGACCCUUCUCACAUUCAUCACAAUAUCUGGCCACAUUUGGCAUAGUUUCUGAUGUGUUGGAACCCCAUGUAUCACAUAGCUACAUUUAAUGUUUUGAUUGUUUCAGUGACCUCACAGUUUUACUGAAUUUCCUCAUGUGAACCAUAGAGAUAUUUCAAUGUGAAUUAUGUGACAUCUGGAUAAAAAAAAACUCUCAAUACUGUCAUUGUAACUGCUGUUACAUUAUGACAUUUGUAAUUUGUGCUUUCUUUUCUCUGUUUUUUUUCUUCUUGCAGCUUACAUCAUGCGCUGUAGUACCCUGGAUGGAUGGACAUCAUAA